Messenger RNA from Sus scrofa (pig), 2424 nucleotides. The record is from RefSeq and is a predicted model, not a curated record. NCBI's taxonomy places the organism in Eukaryota, Metazoa, Chordata, Mammalia, Artiodactyla, Suidae.
AUGGAGCGGGCCCAGCCAAGCCGGGUGAAGCCAACACCGGCAGGCAGGGUGGGAGGGAGGGAGGGGUGGGGGCUGGAGGAGGCGCCCCGAGCCCCUCAGCCCCUCAGCCCCUCCGAGCAGCUGCUGGGCUCAGCGGGCUCGCCCCCCGAUGUGCGGCCCUCCAUAAUCAAUCAUGGAGGGCCGGGCCCGGGGGGGGCGGGCCGACCUGUCAGCCAGCUCCAAGGGCAGGGACAGCUGCUGUUCCGGAGGGUUCCCAGGGGCCAGCCCCACCAGACAGCGGCCUCGGCCCCCCUUCCCCGAGGGGCACCCCCACGGAGGGCCCAGAACGGAGGGACUCGGGGCCCAGAGGCCAGGGCAAGAGUGAAGGCAGCGCCGGUGGGAGCGGCGGUCAGCGGGGUCCAGGCUUCAGUUCCCAAGGAGCCCCAUGCCCUGAGCCCGCACUGGGCCCUGUGCAGCCUGUGGGUGCCGCCGAGGCCCGCCACCCAGCCCCCCACCAGCCUGGGGUCGAAGGAGGGAGGGGGUGGCCUGACGGAUGGUAACAGCUGCUCCCCCCACCUCGCCGGCGUGGACAGGGCUCGCUUCUCCUGCCCGAGCCCCCGGCUGCCCCAUCCGUCACGGCCCACCCAGGACUGCUCUGCCAGGAAUGUCCAUCUGUCCGGGCCGGGUUACCUGGCUCAGAGCGUGGGUACCAGCUCAUCCAGCCCUGACGCCUGCUCUCGGGAACAGUGGAUGGGCCAGGCGCCCCCGUCACACCCCGCAGCUGGGCUCCACAGACGGGCCCGGGAUGGCCACGGAGAAACAUUCACGGGUCUCACGAGUCCCGGCGGUGGGUGUCGCGGCAGCCAGCCCCGGCUGGACAGACGAGGCUCGGGCCCUGCUGCCCACCUGCCGGCCGCAGCCCUGACAGCCAAGGGGGAUCUCACCCCCCAGCCUCUGGUUGUCAUUAGCUGCUCCCGGGCGGGAGGGUUUCCCGGCCUGGACAGCCUGCCCAAGGGCACAUGGGCAUCCGUCCGGGGACAUUCAGGCAGUGACCAAUCCCAGGCCACCCAGGCUGCGCCCUGCGUCGUGGGCCAUUUCCCAGCCGGCCAGAGAUGGAGCAGCCACUGCGGGUCCCCGAGUCUCGGUGAGACAGUCAAGGAUGGACCUUGGAUGGAGACCGGCCACCAACCCGGAGACCACCCUCGGCCGGAGCCCAGCACGGCCACCGUCACGUCUCGGUCGUCCAGCUUGGGACAGGUCAGUUCCCAGAUGUCCAGGCUGGAGCUGGUCCUUGAAGAUCCUGGGGUCCAGCCCGCACAGGAGGGCCAGGGCUUCUUCUUGGCCCCGAGGGACAAGGUCCCCUUCGUCCGGGGGGUACGGCCCCUGGACCCCUGUCCCCCGCACCCCACCCUCCGCCUGGGUGGCCGCGAGGAGGCCCUCGCCUCCGGCCACGGGGGCUCCAUCCUCCCGAGCCCGACAGGCCUCCGCCUGGUGGUCCGACCUCUUCCCCAAGGCCCCGCCCAUCCUCCUCGCGCUCCCCCAAACCCUGCCUCUUUCCCCAGCGCCCUCGUCCCCACGGAAGACCCUCCACCCGGCACACGGGGGCCCCACCAGGCCUCACAGAACCCCAGUGGGACUGCACCCAGGGCCCACAGAAGUGCGGGGGCACUGGGGGUCCAGAAACAACCCCACAACCAGGCCAAGGUGGCCAAGGCCUUACUCGAGCGGGGCUGCCCGUCCCAAGAGACUCUGGCCAGUCGUCCGGAUCCAGCUUCCCGGGGCCGGGCCGCCCGCUGGGCUCCAGGCGGUUCUGGGGGGCCCUCCCCCGGGGGUUCGCCCUCCGCUCUCAGCAGCAGGAAGAGGAGCGCGGCCAGCGGAUGGGGAGAAGAGGGCGCCCUGGCCAUCUUGCUCCCCCUGGGACUUGAGGAGGGUCUCGGGCCGGGCAGGCGGGACCGGGAGCCACAGAGACCCUGGAGGAGGCAGCAUGGCGGGGAGGUGACCGGGGAAGAGGGCCGUGUCCCAGGCUCACAGCCCGGCCUGGCCGCCCGGCCCUCGGGAGGCGUGCCGCUGACCGCCUGGCCGGGAGGUCCGGGGGCCGUGCAGACCCGGCCCGCUGGAGGGGGCCUGGCCGCAGCCGGGCCCAGGAAGAGGCUCGCGUGGCCGGAAUCCGUAACUGCGUUUGGGGAGGGGGAGGCGCUGGCCUGGGCCUUGGGCGCGCCGCUCUUGGGGGACGCGGUGCAUGCACAUUUGUGCUUCCAGGCCUGGGUCCAUGGGGGCACCGUGUCCCACCCAAGGCCCGGGGCCGGGUCCUCACCAGCUGUCAGCCCCGGGGGCUGGCUGCGCUGGAGGCUCUGGAUGGCUCUGUGUGGCCCGGGAGCCAGCCUGGCUGGGGGCGAGUUCGUGCUGGACUGGUGUGCGGACAAAACCUCUCUAGGGGGCCCCUGA